Pongo pygmaeus (Bornean orangutan) is the source of this 5061-nucleotide messenger RNA. It is a transcript of the gene FBRSL1, whose product is annotated as fibrosin like 1. Lineage: Eukaryota; Metazoa; Chordata; Mammalia; Primates; Hominidae. The coding region runs from base 401 to 3664 and encodes 1087 amino acids. The transcript has 20 exons. The record is from RefSeq and is a predicted model, not a curated record.
CGCCGCCUCACGAGCCCGGUGCCCCGGAGCCCGGCCGCCUGCCCGCCUGCCGCCUGCCGCCCGCCGCGCCCGCCCGGCCCCGCCCGCUCGGCCCGAUCGCCGCGCCGCGCGCAUGGGGCGCGCCCCCGGGGGGGCGGCCGAGGGCCGCUGAGCGCCGGGCCCGCCCCCGCCGAUGCGCCCAACCGUCCGCGCCGGGGGUCCCAGGCCGCGUCGGGCCCGGGGCUGAGCCGCCCCCUGCGCCCGGCAUGCCCGGCCCGGCCCGCCGCCCGCCGCCGCCCAGGGCCCGAGCCCGCGCGGCGCACACUCAGCCCGGCGGCGCCGCGUAGCCGAGGGAGCCCGCCUGCUGCGAGCCAGGCGCGGGGCGUCAAGGUCACCGGCCCGACGGGGCGCACGCGCCGCCAUGGAGGCCAAGGUCCGCCCGAGCCGGCGCUCGCGCGCGCAGCGGGACCGUGGCCGGCGCCGGGAGGCCGCCCGCGACGCCCGCGCCCAGAGCCCGUCGUCGGGCGACGAGCCCGAGCCCAGCCCCGGCAAGGAGAACGCGGGCCUCCUCGGCGCGCCCCCCCGAGGCGCCGCCCCCGCGCCCCGCGCCGCGCGUCCCCCGCGCCGCCGCCGCCGCGAGUCCAGCUCGCAGGAGGAGGAGGUCAUCGACGGCUUCGCCAUCGCCAGCUUCAGCACCCUGGAGGCCCUGGAGAAGGACAUGGCCCUGAAGCCACAUGAGCGGAAGGAGAAGUGGGAGCGUCGUCUCAUCAAGAAGCCCCGGGAGUCGGAAACCUGCCCCCCUGCGGAGCCCAGUGAGAACAGGCGGCCCCUGGAGGCAGGCAGCCCCGGGCAGGACCUCGAGCCCGCCUGCGAUGGGGCGAGGAAGGUCCCACUGCAGCCCUCCAAGCAGAUGAAGGUCACCGUGUCCAAAGGGGGCGACCGGGACAGUGACGACGACAGCAUCCUCGAAGCCACCAGCUCCCGGGACCCGCUCAGCGAUAGCUCUGCGCAUGCGGUCUCGGGGAGAGGCUACUCUUGUGACAGCGAGAGCGGCCCGGACGACAAGGCAUCCGUGGGCUCCGAGAAGCUCUUUGCCCCGGGAACCGAUAAAGGCCCAGCGCUUGAGAAGUCGGAGGCCAAGGCCGGGCCGGUGCCCAAGGUGUCAGGGCUGGAGCGCAGCCGUGAGCUCAGCGCCGAGAGCUUCCUGCCCACGGCCAGCCCCGCACCCCAUGCCGCGCCCUGCCCGGGGCCCCCGCCCGGCUCCCGCGCCAAUCCCCUGGUGAAGAAGGAGCCCCCCGCCCCGCACCACCACACCCCACAGCCGCCACCCCCGCAGCCCCGCGGCCUGCUCCCGACACACGUGCCUGCAUCCCUGGGCGCCUUUGUGGGCCACGGCCAGGCGGCAGCCAACGGCCUGCACGGCCUCAGCAGGAGCAGCAGCGCCCCCCUGGGCCUGGGGAAGCACGUGUCGCUGUCGCCACACGGGCCGGGCCCCCACCUGUCUACCUCACACCUGGCGCUCCGGUCCCAGGCGCAGCACCAGCUCCACGCGGCCAUGUUUGCCGCACCCCCGACACUGCCCCCGCCCCCGGCGCUGCCGGCCAGCAGCCUGGUCCUCCCAGGACACCCGGCCGAUGCCAGCCUGUCGGUCUCAUUCAGCCAGCCAAUCAUGUAUUGCCAGCCUCAUUCGGGGAUUCUGAUUGAUCACGAGCUGCUCAGGCAAGAGCUGAACACGCGGUUUCUGGUGCAGAGCGCCGAGCGGCCUGGCGCCUCCCUGGGCCCGGGGGCUCUGCUGCGGGCGGAGUUCCAUCAGCACCAGCACACACACCAGCACACGCACCAACACACACACCAGCACCAACACACAUUCGCCCCCUUCCCCGCAGGGCUGCCCCCGACGCCGCCCGCCGCACCCCCGCCGUUUGACAAGUAUGCGCCCAAGCUGGACAGCCCCUACUUCCGACAUUCCAGCGUGAGUUUCUUCCCGUCCUUCCCUCCUGCCAUCCCGGGACUGCCCACCCUGCUCCCACACCCCGGCCCCUUCGGGUCCCUGCAGGGCGCUUUUCAGCCCAAGACUUCAAGCCCCAUUGAGGUGGCCCGCCGGGCUGGUGCGGUUCACUCACUCCUGCAGAAAGCACCUGGGGUGUCUGACCCGUACCGGGCAGUGGUCAAGAAGCCAGGGAGGUGGUGUGCCGUGCACGUGCAGAUCGCCUGGCAGAUCUACCGCCACCAGCAGAAGAUAAAGGAGAUGCAGCUGGACCCCCACAAGCUGGAGGUGGGUGCGAAGCUGGACCUGUUCGGCAGACCCCCCGCCCCGGGCGUGUUUGCAGGCUUCCACUACCCACAGGACCUGGCCCGGCCCCUCUUCCCCAGCACAGGGCAUGCAAGAGAAUGGGAGGUGAAGGUUCACAGAGGAAAUUGGGGUGCUCCCUGUGAACAGAGCUGCAGAUGGGAGGCCCUGGUGCUCUCUCCUGGCUUCUGUCAAACCUGGCUGCCCCCCCCAGGUGCCGCCCAUCCUGCCUCCAACCCAUUUGGACCCUCAGCCCAUCCUGGCAGCUUCCUCCCCGCUGGCCCCCUGACAGACCCUUUCAGCAGACCGAGCACCUUUGGGGGCCUGGGGAGCCUGAGCAGCCACGCCUUUGGGGGCCUGGGCAGCCAUGCACUGGCUCCCGGUGGCAGCAUCUUUGCCCCCAAGGAGGGCUCCUCCGUGCACGGCCUGCCCAGCCCCCACGAGGCCUGGAACCGACUGCACCGGGCACCGCCCUCCUUCCCGGCUCCGCCCCCGUGGCCCAAGUCCGUGGACGCGGAGCGGGUGUCAGCCCUGACCAACCAUGACCGAGAGCCGGACAAUGGCAAGGAGGAGCAGGAACGGGACCUCCUGGAGAAGACGCGCCUGCUGAGCCGGGCCUCGCCCGCCACCCCCACCGGCCACCCCGUCAGCGGCCUCCUGCUCCGGGCCCAGAGCGAGCUGGGCCGGCCCGGGGUCCCCGCGGAGCGCGAGGCCGAACCUCGGGUCAAGGAGAGCCGCUCCCCGGCCAAGGAGGAGGCCGCUAAGAUGCCCGCGCGCGCGUCCCCGCCCCACAGCAAAGCGGUCCCUGGAGACGUGAAGGUCAAGGAGGAGCGCGGGGAGGACGAGGCCUCCGAGCCCCCGGGGGGCGGCCUGCACCCCGCGCCCCUGCAGCUCGGCCUGGGCCGCGAGCGCCUGGGCGCGCCGGGCUUCGCGUGGGAGCCUUUCCGCGGCCUGGAGCUGCCGCGUCGCGCUUUCCCCGCCGCCGCCCCUGCCCCCGCGCCGGGCUCCGCCGCCCUCUUGGAGCCCCCGGAGCGCCCCUACCGCGACCGCGAGCCCCACGGCUACAGCCCCGAUCGCCUGCGGGGGGAGCUGGAGCGCGCGCGGGCCCCGCACCUGCAGCCCGCCGCCCCCGCCCUGGAUGGCGCGCUGCUGCCCUCGCUGGGAGCCCUGCACUUCCCGCGCCUCGCGCCCGCCGCGCUGCACAAUGGGCUCCUGGCGCGGACCCCGCCCGCCGCCGCCGCCCUCGGCGCACCGCCCCCCCUGGUGACCGCGGCCGGGCCCCCCACGCCCCCCGGGCCGCCGCGGAGCCGGACUACGCCGCUGGGGGGCCUCGGGCCGAGCGAGGCGCGCGACUACUCCCCGUCCCGAAACCCCCCGGAGGUGGAGGCGCGGUAGCCCUGGGGCCGCAGACGCCUCUCCGAGCGCACCGCUGUCCGUUUCUCCAUCAGUUCCUAGAACUCAAGCACAGCUCCCGCCGAUCCUGGGGCGGCGCCGCCUCUCCACCCGCAGCCUGCGGAGGCGGGGACUUGGGUGUCGGCUUUUCUGAGGGUGAUCUUUUGUUUUCCGAGUUUGGGAUUCGGCUGUUGGGAAAAAAAAAAAUCGCGUUUGUACCUUUUCCCCCCACAGAUGAGAAGUGUUUGUAAUGGAUUUGUAUUUUUCUUAAUUUUAUGCUCUUUAGACGUUUAAAAGAACCAAAAAAGAAACUUUUGCUUCUUCGUUUUCGGUUGGGAUUUGCAGUUUAAUGGCCUCAGAUCCUUCUUCAGAUCCCCAGGGUUUCUUUGUCUUAUUUAUGGAGAAAAACCGGUCACUUUGUCCAGCGCACUGUGAGGCCCCCACUCAGGCCAGCCCUGGCCCCCCCUUGGUACUUGGAACCGAAGUUACAGAUCUAUAUUAAAAUAAUAAUAAUAAUGUACAAACUUUGUUUUUUUGCCUUAUUAUGCAGAAGUGUAAUUUCUUUUUUGGUUUGUUUUUUUAAAAGCAAACGAAACGUGUAAAUAGUCUGUUGAUAUAAAUAUAUGACGUUACUAAAUUCUUAAUCUAGAUAGACUUUAUAAAAAUGGUUUCCAGAAACCCCUCUGGUUGUUUGUCUAACAUGGUCACAAAAACCCAGGCGCGGCCGGCUGUAAACAUUAUCAGAAGUUUAAUGGCAGCAACUUUCCUUCAACUAUGCAAGCGCUUCCCGGCGGCUCUGCUGGUUGGGGGAGGAAGGUUCCGCCAGCGACCUCCCAGCCCCUGGGUCCAUGGAGGGGUUGGGUCCCUCCAGCAGGGCCCCUGGGCCAGCAGAACAGCACUCCUGGGCGGCUCCUGUGGGCUUCAGGACUGGCCGGCUCCAGCCGCAAGGGCGAUUCUGUGGACGUUUGUGUGGAUGGUGCAGUGUUCUCGGAAUCUGUAGACCAGAUCGGUGGAGGUUUAGAAGUGCAAGAGUCUAAAGGCUGAUUACACACACACACACACACAAAAUCACUGCUGUGUGUUUUCUUCCACCUGAGGCAUCAGCAUCACCUCGGUGUGGUCGUCGCCUCCCAGGCCCUUGGCCUGGCCUCCUCUUGGUUUGGAUUUUGCCCUCACCCACAUGAGCCCCCCAUGCCCUGCACCCCUUGCAGCCUUUCGUGUUCCCCGACGUCUGGGCUGUGUCCCUGCCGGGCUUCCCAGCCUUCGGGGUCAGCCGUCGAGCCACUUGCUUUGCUCAGUUCUGUGUUUCAGCCACGUUUCCACAGUGGACCCUGUCUGUUUUAAAUAUUCUGUUCCCAUGUCAGUCAGUGACGAUAAAUACAGCCUUGAUUUGGAUGAAA